AUGGAGGAUGCCAACCUCGUUGUCGCAGUGGACAUUGACCCAAAGAAGCAGGUGGUUCAGCAGCUGGGCGCAGAGGGCGCUGCAAACCUGAUGGCCGGCUCGGACCGCCAGAUCCUGGAGGCGAUGGCCCAGGAAGGAUGGGAGGUGGAGGUGGUGGAUGAGUCCAAGAACUUGUACAUGCUCUCCUUACCGCCCGUGCUCUACGAGGUCAUGGGCAGCACCAUCUCCAUCCCCGCUCCAAGAUUUACAACCCAGCUCCGAAGCACUACCGGAAGAGAUGGGGGUGAAGGCUCCUACAAGGACCGGAUAGAGGGAGAUCUGGUGCUGCAAAAUGGCGAAAACAUUUUCACGCUGCAGCUGGGAUUUCCAUUCCGAUCCACGCUCACCAUCUCAGCAGCUGGUUGGACAAGGGCCACCGUUGGCUGGGAUGGUGAUGAGAUAGUCACGUCCAACUAUGUUGAAGUUGGUAUCAAGCUGCCGAAGGUGCCCGGCCUCACGAACAUCAUGGAGUACUUCGUGAAGAGCUAUGGUACCCAGUCCACGCAGGACUGCACAGACGCACUGGCAAGAGCCGCAGCUGUGGCGCGGCCUCCAGAGACGCCGCUGCAGAGCAUCGUUGAGGAGAAAAUGAAGGAACUUUUCAACCCCCUCGCUGAUCAGAGCGAGGAGGAUGCCCUUGUGGCAACCGGGCCUGGGAGACCACCUCCAGCUGGAAGAUGA
Messenger RNA from Symbiodinium pilosum, 720 nucleotides. NCBI's taxonomy places the organism in Eukaryota, Dinophyceae, Suessiales, Symbiodiniaceae. The record is from the annotation of a GenBank genome assembly.